Molecule: messenger RNA, 2707 nt
Organism: Larimichthys crocea (large yellow croaker)
Lineage: Eukaryota; Metazoa; Chordata; Actinopteri; Sciaenidae
Gene: snta1
Product: syntrophin, alpha 1
Exons: 8
Coding region: 83-1543 (486 amino acids)
Cellular component (GO): intracellular anatomical structure; dystrophin-associated glycoprotein complex; neuromuscular junction
Molecular function (GO): structural molecule activity; protein binding
Source: RefSeq, a predicted model, not a curated record
CCCUGCCCCAUCCCUCCACCCCCCCUCUAUCUCUUUACAGGACUGCCAGCCCGUCUAGAGUUAUUCCAGGAAUGUGUUGAACAUGGCUGCCGCGAUGAAGGCGCAGAAAACGGGACUGCUGGAACUUCGAGUGACCGUGGACCGCUGGAUCCGGGUGUUGGCCACACUUACCGAGGACACGCUCACUGUAAACCCCGGAGAGGGUGCCGAGGAGCCCGCUAAACCCAACCCGACUCCAGCCGGUGCUAUCAACGGAGACCCCCCGAACCUUAGCUCGUCCCCGGUCCCGGAAACCAUCACCAACGUGAAGCGCACCGUGCGAGUUACCAAGCAAGAUGUUGGAGGACUCGGUAUCAGUAUUAAAGGUGGGAAGGAGAACAAGAUGCCAAUCCUCAUCUCUAAGAUUUUUAAAGGUCUGGCCGCUGACCAGACUGAGGCCCUUUAUGUUGGCGACGCCAUAUUGUCUGUCAAUGGUUAUGACUUACGGGAGGCCACACACGAUGAGGCUGUGCAGGCGCUGAAGAAAACUGGCAAAGAAGUCAUCCUUGAAGUGAAAUACAUCAAGGAGAUGUCAGCCUUCUUUAAAAGCUCGGGGUCUCCUGGGGCUGCUCUCCCCUGGGACUCCCCCCCAUCCACACCUCAGAGGGGCACUGAGCUCUCACCCGAGGUGAAGGAGCCCCGCAGCAUCCCGCUGAAGAUGUGCCAAGUGUCACGAAAACAGUGCCCCCCGGACACAGAAAACAGGUAUUUCGAGGUGAUUUCAUCCAACAGAAAGAACUCUGUGUUCCUGCGAGCAAAAGAUCCAGCCAUGGCCCAGUCCUGGUACAAUGCCAUCCAGGCUGGCUCUGCCAACCUUUUACCCCGAGUGAAGGAGGAGAUGAAGACCAUGCAGCCUGGUAUGGAGGUCAAACAUCUGGGCUGGAUUACAGAGCAGAUGACCCAGGGUCCAGAGAAACCAGUACUGGCCGCAUUGACCGACAAAGACCUACUCCUGUAUACCUCCUUGCCUGAAAGCAAAGAGAGCCUCUGCAGCCCCACCAAGAGUCACCCACUCAUUGCUACCAGGUUGGUCCACUCUGGACCAGGAAAAAGUUCUCCUCUCCUUGACUCUGACCUCUCAUUUGGCCUACGUACUGGCACCAAGCAAGGUGUGGAGACUCAUGUGUUCAGGGUGGAUUCUGCCAAGGAGCUGUCCACCUGGACUCACCUGCUGGUGGAGGGUUGCCACAAUGCUGCUGAACUCAUCAAGGAGGUCACCACGGCUUGUAGUUGGAAUGGGAAGGAGUGUACCCUGGGAGUGCACAUUGAUGAGGGUUUCACGCUAUUCACGGAAGAAAUGGGGGUCAGGAAAAGUAUUUUGCUCCAGCAGCCUUUCGAGCGCCUAAGAAUGUCCUCAGACGAUGGAGUUCGCAUGAUGUUCCUUGACUUUGGAGGCCCUGAGGCCGAGAUUCAACUGGAUCUCCACUGCUGUCCCAAGACCAUAGUCUUCAUCAUCCACUCUUUCCUGUCUGCUAAGGUCAAGCGACUUGGGCUCCUGGCAUGAUAAUGGCCAACCACCCAGAACAUCAACAAUAGGAAUAUUCAAUAAAACACACAGCCUAGAAGACUCUGAAACACCAGAGGAUAUGGCCUAGGAAAAGAUGCUGACUAACCCCUUUUCUUUUCAGCCUUCCUAGGCCUCUAAAAUUAUCAAUUCUGGUCAGGCACCUCCUGGUCUUUCUAGGGGAAUGAAGAGAAAACUGCAACAUUGAUGGACCUUUGUUGAACUUGUAGCUGUAAGGGUAAAGAGAGAGGAUUUACAGAUGGCGUAGCAGCAAUUUAAGGGAUUUGACAUCUGUAAAAUCUGUUACAGUAGGUCAUGACACUUUAUGAUGGCAAACUGUGUGAAUAUGACAGCCUGCAUCUUAAUGUUUCUAAGCUUUUUGCCCCAUUGUUCAGUUUUGUUUUGUUUCAUGAGUCACGGCAGGCCUUUGUCACAAGCAUCCUUUCAUCUUUCAAUCUUUGCUUGAUGUGCUGUGAGCAGUCAUAACAAAAGUUAUUUCACAAAUGUCCUGAUUGAUGUUGGACAAACAUCAUGUUUUAUAAAGGCAGCUUCGGCGGAGUGACAGAAUGACAUGACUGAUCACUACAUGAUCAACAGUCUGUACUGAACAAUGUACAGAAUGCAAGUACAAUGCUUCUCUGUGGAUGCUUAAGUUGUCUUUACUCUGAACUUUCAUGAAAUAUGCUUUUUGUUUAAGACAACUUCCAAAUGCCAAAUCAUAUAUUUUUCAUUACGGCUGAACAUGUUCGUCUUUUAUUUUCCUUUCAGAGUCCUUCCCUGUUUUAAGCGUGCUCAUAAUCCACGGCCUAACAAAGAGAAAACUAACAGAGUACAUUAUAAAAGGCUUUUUAAAUUGUGUUUUUAGCUUAACCACUAUAGUAGAUAAAAACAUUUAAUUUUCCUAACAAAAAAGACACGCCUUUGUCUGACAGUAUAACUGUGCAGUUGCAUUUAAUACCAGCCCACAUGAAGUACAAAAUAAGAGCUCUUGUGUUUUUAGAUUCCGACCGACAAAGGUUGUCACGUAAUCACGUAUUGACAGAUGACAAACAGCUGGCUAAAAUAGUCCAGCUAAGCUUCUUUACCUGUAUGGAUGAGCUACGAGUACAGGAGUAUAGCUCUUAGAUAAAUCUGUUUUAUAACACAGUUUGUUUGGUCUGUACU